AAUAAAAUCCGAAAACUAGUCCGUAAAUCAUCUGGGAGAGAUGAGAGUUGAAGCAAGCUGUAGUCAACUCAUGGCGGUCGCAAUACAACCUCAAGCGACUUCUCUAGCGAGGCUCGUCUUCCUCACCAAACCAAUUGGAAGAGGAAUCUUCACUUUACAACCUAAGAAGAAUCACCGGAAACCCAUUUACGUCUUCUCUCUCCACCAGACUUCUUCUCCGCUAACAACAACAACUCUCACCUCCUCCAACAACACUCCUAAAUAUGAUGAGCAGCCGCAGCAAAAACUCUCCUUCACCAUCAACUACCUUAUCGACUCAUGUGGUUUAUCUCCAGAUUCCGCCACCUUAGUUUCUCGCAAACUCUUACUAGAUUCUCCAGAACGACCCAACACGGUUCUAAACCUUCUUCGUGACCACGGUUUCACCGCUUCUCAGAUCUCAACUCUCGUCAAGAAACGUCCCGUUCUCUUAUUAGCCAAUGCUGACUCAGUCCUCCUCCCGAAACUCAGAUUCUUCCUCUCCAUCGGCGUCUCUAAAUCUCUACUUGCUCGAACCUUAGCUUCUGAUCCCACAAUCUUGACUAGAUCUCUCGUUAAUCAGCUCAUCCCUUCUUACAAUUUCCUCAAAAGCGUUCUUGAUUCCGACGAGAAGAUCGUGGCGGCGCUGCGGAGGACCACUUGGGUCUUUUUAGAGGAUCAUACAAAGAAUCUUGUACCUAACAUCAGCUACAUGAACGAGACUGGUGUCCCUGAGAAUUGUAUUAAGCUGCUUCUCACGCAUUUCCCUGAAGCUGUGAUGCAAAAGAGCCACGAGUUUCAAUCUAUCGCUAAGCAAGCUCGAGACAUGGGAUUCAAUCCUCAGAAGUCAACCUUUGUGCUGGCGAUUCACGCUCUUUCUGGGAAAGGAAACAAAUCUAUAUGGGACAAAUGCUUUGAGGUUUACCAGAGAUGGGAUUGGUCGGAAGAUGAUAUCAUGUGCGCUUUCAAGAAGCAUCCGCAUUGUAUGAUGUUGUCUGAGAGGAAGAUCAAUAGGACCAUGGAGUUUUUCGUGAAUGAGAUGAAUUUGGCGCCUAGAUCGAUCGCGCAGUGUCCUGUGGUGUUGUUCUUUAGUCUUGAGAAGAGGAUUAUCCCGAGGUGUUCGGUUGCUAAGGUGUUGGUAUCGAAAGGGCUUGUGAAGGAGGAUUGGAGCUUGACUUCGUUGUUGGUUCCAGUGGAGAAAGUGUUUUUGGAGAAGCUCGUCUUCAAGUACGAAGAUGAGUUACCUGAGUUGAUGGAUGUGUAUCAAGGAUGCAUCAAACUCUGAGCUUUUGAUUUUUUUUUACUGUUUCCGUUGUCAUAUCUUUCAUUUGCUGAGAGACACGAAUCUUUUUGAAAAGAGUGUAGUGUGAAUCCAAUUUUGCUA
Camelina sativa (false flax) is the source of this 1402-nucleotide messenger RNA. Its product is annotated as transcription termination factor MTERF15, mitochondrial. Gene Ontology annotation, molecular function: double-stranded DNA binding. Gene Ontology annotation, biological process: regulation of DNA-templated transcription. Lineage: Eukaryota; Viridiplantae; Streptophyta; Magnoliopsida; Brassicales; Brassicaceae. The record is from RefSeq and is a predicted model, not a curated record.